UGACGCAAUAAAUUUUCCCCCCAAAUAAAAGUUUAACAUCACAGAGCCUUUUCCCAAUAGCACUAACAACAUGAAAUCUACAACAAUAAUCAGAGCAUGGAAGAAGCUUUGCUUGCUCUUUGCAUUUCUCUUGACUAGAGCUCAUGGACAGAAUACUUCCUGCUCUUCCUCUGAAUUGUCUUUUGAGGUAUUCGACAAAAAAAUUCAGGAUUUAAAAAAUUGUUUGGAAGCUGCAUCUGACACAUGGGCAGCAUAUCAAAACGCAAAAUUUUUUAAUGAACUUCGCAUUCUGACUGAUAUCAUCCAGAAUCAACAAACAAAAGAGUUACAGAAGUUACUGCCAAAAAACUGUUCAGCUCCAGCAGUGCCCGAGGAUGGAGGCCUGCUGUGUAUAUCUGUGACGGAUAAGAUCUACUGUAAACCUAUGUGCAAUGCGGGCUAUGAUUUCACCUUUAUAAGAUCAAGGCUGUUUGAGGAAUGCAGUGCUGCCACACAAUACAAAUGGACAACACAGUUCAUUGGUGGCAACAGGCUGGCUAUAUGCAUCAAGUCCCAGAUUGCGGUAUCAGGAGCCUCCUCUGCCUACUUCCCUGAGGGCCACGACUGUCACAAAAUAAAGAGCCAUGAACAACUAAUGGAGAAUAUAAGAAAGACCUUCCAAUCAGAGCUGGAUAUGGCAGGCAUCACACAAUUAUUACAUUCUUCCAUCCUUUGUGGCUAGAACAAAAAUUAGAUCCAAGAAGGAAAUCUAAGAAGUGCUGGGUAUAAAAUUAAAAACCAGGAUGAUUUUUUUUUUUUUUUUUUUGCCAUAGACUGUACUGUAAGGCAUGAUUCAUGACAUGUAAGUGCAACAACUUUAAUAAAAUGUAAACUCUAGAAAAUAUAUAACACUUAAUGAAGAAACAAUAAAGGGUCAUGAAACCCC
Megalobrama amblycephala (Wuchang bream) is the source of this 925-nucleotide messenger RNA. RefSeq lists its product as uncharacterized. The record is from RefSeq and is a predicted model, not a curated record. Bases 71 to 721 code for a protein of 216 amino acids. The transcript has 6 exons. Lineage: Eukaryota; Metazoa; Chordata; Actinopteri; Cypriniformes; Xenocyprididae.